UGUUAUGUUUUCCACAAACAUGAAAAAUCCCCUUUCGACCUCCCUCUCAUCUACCAUCUUUAAUAAAACAGACGACAGAUUAGAAAAGAACAAGGUUAGAAACAAUGGGUUAUGGAGAAAGUCAAACGUUAAGGAAGAAUACGAAGCAGCCUUCAGAACAAACUCUUACAUUGAAAUCACAACCCCCACCGACGACACAUCGUCCGCCCCAUGUCGGCUCCAACCAGACCAAGACCUAAUUCUCCACGACAUGUCGUUCCAGAGCUCCCAUAUUGAUCAUCAUCUUCUUGUUCACUACUUGGAAGCCAGUUUUCAAGCUUUUGAAACCUGCCAACUUCUCCUCCAAGCCCUCCACCAAACGAAGAUCAGCCACGCCAUUGCCAAAAGAUCAGUCGUCAAUUACCUCACAAGAAGGGCUUCAACGGUGGACGACGACGAUAACGGCAAUAACGGCGACGGCGACCGUGUUGUUUAUGGGGAGUUGGCUUAUUUUUCCCACCUCGAAAACCCUUUCUCCAUUGCCAGCCAUGCCCAUUUUCUUGCCUUACACGACACCCAUUUGGAGUUGCUUCAUGACCUAACUCACAAACGAAAUCAGGCUCGAAGAAAGUUGAGGUUGAAAAAGAUCUGGAAGAAAUUGGGCAGAGCUUGUUUUGUGAUAUCAAAUGCAGCGGUUUUGGGCGCUCUGUUGGUUCUAGCUCUACAUAGUCUCAUCGGAGUAGUGGCGGCACCAGGGUUGAUCAGUUGCUUCGUAAGCUUACCGAAGAAGAAAAGAGAUGGUACGCCUGUUUCGUCGGAGCUCGUCCUUCGACAAAUGGAGAUUGUGAUGAGAGCGACGUAUAUAACGAUGAACGACUUGGAUACGUUGAGUCGAAUGGCAGCGAGGCUCGAGGGUGAGAUGGAGCAUCUGAGAGCCAUUGGCGAGAUGUGGAUGAGAAGCAGCAGCAGAAUAAGAAGUGAGAUAUUGAAGGAGGCUGUUGCAGAAGAUGAGGCCAUUGUGGAGCAAAUGAAGGAGCUUCAACAACAUAUCUACUUGUGUUUUCUUACCAUAAAUAGGUCUAGAAGGCUUGUUAUGAAGGAAAUUAUUAUGGGAGAUAGGGAUCAAAAUGGGUGAUGAAUAUACUAGCCAGAUCAAUUCAUUUAUUUUAUUUGUUUCUUGGUUUUAGUUUUAGAACUAUUCUUUGGGUUGGGUUGGAGUUUGUUAUUUCUUUUUUUUUUUAUUGAAAAAAGAAAGAGAAAUAGAUAAUUAAGUAAUCAUUUAUUGUUCCUCGUUACUUUACAAUUUAAUUUUUUU
Momordica charantia (bitter melon) is the source of this 1294-nucleotide messenger RNA. RefSeq names its product transmembrane protein (DUF677). Lineage: Eukaryota; Viridiplantae; Streptophyta; Magnoliopsida; Cucurbitales; Cucurbitaceae. The record is from RefSeq and is a predicted model, not a curated record.